CAUAAACUUCACGUGCAAUGUGCAGGGAAUCUAUCCCAUGAAACCCCAGCCCAUUUGUUUCCUCACCCACCAGCAAACAGGCAACGACUUGGGUGGUAAUGUGUACAUCACUGUACGGAACGACAUCUUCACAUGCACUUAUAUUCAGAAACUGAAUAACCUAAUCCCGAGAGACGAACAGUUAACUAUAACUAUCGCCCCAGCCGUCUGUGAAGUGGAAAAAUACGAACAAAAAAAAGCUAGCGCCAUUGGAAUUACAAACACAAGUGCUGUAGUCAAUUUGAGACUUCCAACGGUCAAACCAAUAAAUUGCCCCAGCGUUGGGGUGAAGGCUGGAGAUACGGUCAGCUGCACGUGCUACCUAGAUGACCCAGGAUAUCCUCCAGGACAACCCAGAUGGUAUUCCAACAAUACGGGCGUGUUAUCUACUGGUAACGACUGUUCACAAGUGCUGACUGUACAGAUGACGUCACAAAAUCCAAACCCAGUCUACGUAUGUGAUGUUUACACAAUUCUACAAAAUAAUAUCCUGUCUUCCAGCUCCAACACAUUUACGCCAAAAACAAUUUUUGGACCAGGGGCUCUUGACAUGAUCCUGACUCCAUCAGACAGCUACUAUGAUGAUUGUCCAGGCUCGGCAGGCAUUACGAUCAACUGUACAGUGCCCUACAACCAGAUCAACGAGUUUCCAUACUUUACAAUAAUGCAAGAUACAGAGACUAUUUCAACUUCGCAUGGCCAGCUGUCCGGUAUUCAAUUUUACGGUCACCAGAAAACUGUCUACCCAAAGUCAUACGGCAAGCACACGUUCUCUUGUCUGGCCGAGAACCUAAUCUACCCCGAGAUAUUUCAAAGAAAGGAUCAAUCUAUCGAAAUCAGAGCUCCGUUACUGACAGCUCCUUGGAUACAAACUGACAAACAUCCUACAAGAUCUGGCACAUUUGACGCCGAGGUGAGUGUUGGUGAGAUGAUAUAUGUCAGAUGUGUCGUGGAUGGCGGGGUGCCCAACGAGUACGACAUAUACCUGGACUGCCUGUCAAAGUCGAACUUGGCGAAGGGAAACCAAGUCAUCAACAGGGUGGAGGUGACUCAAGAGACGUACGGUCGUUCCUGUGUGUGUGGAGCUAAGCACGUCACUGGCUGCUACAAGCUGACGUCAACGAUGACGUUCGUUAAAGCAGUAGACACCAAGAUGCCUUUGAUUGUUGGUCUGUCGUGUGGUGGUGGUGUGGUUCUAAUUGCAGUCGUUUUGGUGGCCAUCGCCUGUUGGAGAUACCACUCUAAGAAAGCUCACGAAUUCAUCAACAAGGAUCUCGUUGGCUAUGAUAGGCCUCGUGCAAUUGGUUCCAAUGGCAAUCCGUAUAUUGUCCACACGCUUUUGGAGGAGGUCUCCGAUGAACCACCGGAGUAUUCAGCACCUGAUGAAACACCGAACCCUCAAGAUACUGAGUACAACCCUACUGUAGGCUAUCCAUAUCCGCCGAACUAUCCAUAUUCACUGAGCCAGAACUAUCCAUAUCCACAGAACUACUCUGAUGGAUCUUUUGAUCCUAAAAACUACGAUAAAUUUAACGGAUCAAUCACAGAUUUCUAUCGGCCCUUCAAUCCAUCUGAUUACAGCCAAUCGAACUACAACCAAUCGAACUGCAACCAAUCGAACUACAACCAAUCAACGACGUCAGGCCGUCAAGCUAGCAACGAAUCUGUGCCGUACACGGUCGCCUGGGGACACCGCCCAUUACCCCCAAACUAACCGGAAGCAGAUUAUCUCCAGAUUAUCU
Messenger RNA from Physella acuta, 1781 nucleotides. RefSeq lists its product as uncharacterized. NCBI's taxonomy places the organism in Eukaryota, Metazoa, Mollusca, Gastropoda, Physidae. The record is from RefSeq and is a predicted model, not a curated record.